Messenger RNA from Ichthyophthirius multifiliis, 660 nucleotides. RefSeq lists its product as hypothetical. Gene Ontology annotation, biological process: transcription elongation by RNA polymerase II; positive regulation of transcription elongation by RNA polymerase II. The record is from RefSeq and is a predicted model, not a curated record. Gene Ontology annotation, molecular function: RNA polymerase II complex binding. NCBI's taxonomy places the organism in Eukaryota, Ciliophora, Oligohymenophorea, Hymenostomatida. Gene Ontology annotation, cellular component: Cdc73/Paf1 complex. The transcript has 3 exons.
AUGUUAAGAGCUAAAAAUAAUACAAAUUUUAAAGGCUAUUUAAAAUAUUUAGAAGAAGGAAAAGUUUAAAAUAGUACUGUUUGUAUUUCCUAAGCCGAAAAUUUUAAAUUACAAAUAAAUUAUUCUUGUUUAUUAAAAGACUUCGUAGAGAAAAAAAUAAAACCAAUAAUUGUUGUUCCUUCAAUGGGUAGAUCAGGAAAUAUUUCACUUUAUAACUCAAAAUAAUUUAUAUCUGAUGGAAAUUACGUUGAUUCUGAAAAUAAAUACUACGAUGGUGUAGAAAGAACAAUCUAAAUCGAAAAAGAUAUAAAAGGAUAUAAAUUUACAUUUGAAAUAUACGAUAAUGUAGGUACAUUCGAACGCAGAAAUAAUAACAAAGGUAAAUGGGAUAGAGUUGUAGCUGUAUUUGUUACAGGUUAAAAAUAUUAAUUUAAAUCUUGGCCUUUAGAAAAUAAUAUUCCUACAUAAUUGGAUUAAAUAAGAGGAUUCUAUUUAAGAUAUUCUGAAUAACCUAUACCUGAAUAAGUAGGGAAUUGGAAUGUAAAAGUACUUGAUAUUUUUAGACAUAAAAGACAUUUAGAUAAGGCUGCGCAUGAUUUAUUUUGGAUUGAAUUAGAAAAUUUUUUAACUUAACCAAGAAUUUAAAAAGAUUAAAAAUGA